UGCCCUCCGACGCUCCCCCGUCCGUAGCCGCCGCUGGCUAUUUUGGCCCGCCCCCCUCGCCGCCGCCCGUUCCGUUCCGUUUCUUCCUUCGCAAGUUGGUCGCGCGCUCAAGGAGCCGAAUCGCCCACCUUCCCCCCCAAACCCCGCUCCCCCCGAACGAAAUCCUCAAGAAAAUAAAUCUCCCACCGAGCGAGCAGAGGACACCCGAGAUGGCGGCUCGGCGGCUGGCCGGCGCGGGCCGCGCGGUGCUGUCGCUACCCAGCGUGCGGCGGCGGGCGACCAACUCCUGGGCCGCCGUCCGCGACACCUUCUUCUCCACCAAGGAAGUGUUCGAGAGCCACCGCGUCGUCUUCACCGUCGGCACCUCCAUCGCCUCCGUCCUCACGGCGUGGGCCGGUUAUUCUCUUCGUCAUAUGCAGCAAACAAAGAUCGACAAGAGGCUCCAUUCCAUUGAGGAAUCUUUGAGGAACACCCACAAAGUUGAACAUGAUGAGAUCAAAAAGAUUGUUACCUCCUAUAAUAUUAGCACUUCAGCUUGUAUAGCCACUGCAUUGACAACUACGGUUGUUGGGUACGCCUUGGGGUGGCGCGGCGGAGCCUGGUACACCCGGAGGAUCGUCCGGAGGGAGCAGCAGAAGCUGAUGGGCCAGAUAAAGUCGCAGAACCGGUGGCACUGGCGCCCCUUCAGCAAGCUGAGAACCCGUUUCAGGAGCAACCGGCACGCCUCCAAGAGCUCGGACGCCCCGCCACUUCCCGGCAAGGACGCCGAGGCCUCAAUCAACAAGGGCCAGGGGGCAGAGGCCCUUUCGAACAAGGCGGCCUCUGCGAACGUUGGCAGCGGCUCUCAGCCCGCAGCAGCGGCGGCAGGCUGCAGAUGACUCUGAUUAGAAAGAAAACGCGGGGUUUUGAAGGAAACAAUCAUGAUGUGCCUGAGAAUAGAGGGCAAACAUGCUAAGAUGAUGUAGCUUAUGUGAACUGGCUGUCAGCCAGCCGCCAGUCGGUCUGAUCCGGUGGUGGAUAAUUUUGUAGCGCUAGUGGGCUAAA
Molecule: messenger RNA, 1044 nt
Organism: Aegilops tauschii subsp. strangulata
Lineage: Eukaryota; Viridiplantae; Streptophyta; Magnoliopsida; Poales; Poaceae
Source: RefSeq, a predicted model, not a curated record